Molecule: messenger RNA, 918 nt
Organism: Sinocyclocheilus rhinocerous
Lineage: Eukaryota; Metazoa; Chordata; Actinopteri; Cypriniformes; Cyprinidae
Product: POU domain, class 6, transcription factor 2-like
Exons: 5
Source: RefSeq, a predicted model, not a curated record
UUUCUUUAAUCUGGAAGCACCCUUCUGGAUCCGAUGAUCACAGGGCAGCUGAGCAAACCGCUGCUCCCUCUGCGUGCCGAUAUGGACGCCUGCGAGCUGCGGGAUGACGACAAAGCGGCCAGCCCGGACAGCGAGCUCAACGAGGAGCCCUUGCUGCUGUCAACUGACACAGACUCGGAGGAGAAGAUGUAUGGUGGUCGAGUUGGCUCAGUUCAGUCUGAUGCCAGCAGCAGUCCCACAGAACUUGGUCAUAUGGGCCAAUCUCACCCCACCUACCAUGUAGGACCACAGUCUCUGCUGGUUGCUCAGCAGCUGGCGUCAGCGGUUAGUGGAGUGAUGUCCGGUGGAGCUCCUGGUCUGAACCAGCCCAUUCUGAUCCCCUUUAAUGCUGGUGGGCAUCUGGGUGGGCAGCAGGGCCUGGUUCUCUCUCUGCCCACUGCUGCCAACAUACAGGGCCUGGUGGCAGCCGCUGCUGCUGGUGGCAUCAUGACGCUCCCCCUACAGAAUCUGCAAGCUACCUCAUCCUUAAGCUCUCAGCUCCAGCAUCUUCAACAACUCCAACAGCUACAGCAUCACCAGCAACAGCAUCAUCAUCAACAACAACAGCAGCAGCAGCAACAACAACAACAACAACAGCAGCAGCGAGAACGAGAGCAGCGUGAAAGAGACCAACAACAAAGAGAACGUGAACGAGAGCAGCACCAACGGCUCUGCGGUCCAACGCAUCUCCAGCCACCCAGCCAUCAUCAGCUCACUCCUCCGAUUCAAUCACAAGUCUCUGGACCUUCUCCGGGCUCCACCUGUACCUCCUCCAAUCAUAGCUCAGCCCAUCCUCCCCAGUCUCCGCCCCCUCACAGGCAAAACCAAUCACCAGCUCGCAGCUUGCCGUCACCUGUCACACCUCCUCUGCCACUACAG